Messenger RNA from Alternaria burnsii, 705 nucleotides. RefSeq names its product imidazole glycerol phosphate dehydratase. Gene Ontology annotation, biological process: L-histidine biosynthetic process. Bases 1 to 705 code for a protein of 234 amino acids. Lineage: Eukaryota; Fungi; Ascomycota; Dothideomycetes; Pleosporales; Pleosporaceae. Gene Ontology annotation, molecular function: imidazoleglycerol-phosphate dehydratase activity. The record is from RefSeq and is a predicted model, not a curated record. The transcript has a single exon.
AUGCCGCGCACCUGCUGCCUCAACCGCGAUACGAACGAGACAAAGAUUCAGGUCUCGAUAAACCUCGAUGGUGGUGACCUCUCCCCUUACGAGCACAGCGACUUCUGGGCCGCCUUCGACAAGGAGAAUCUCAAUGGAGAGGGUGAGAAGGUCGACAAGGACCAUGCGACCCAGAAGUCGGCGUCUCAAGAAAUCUCCGUCGACACGGGUAUCGGCUUCCUCGACCACAUGAUUCACGCCAUGGCCAAGCACGCGGGCUGGAGUCUGCGCAUACGGUGCAAGGGCGACCUCCACAUUGACGACCAUCACACAAGCGAAGAUACCUUCUUGGCCUUAGGUACGGCCUUCAAGAAUGCGUUGCAGGGAAGCACGGGCCUUGCUCGCUUCGGACACGCGUACGCACCGCUCGACGAGGCACUGUCGCGAGCCGUCAUCGACCUAUCGAACAGGCCAUACAGCAUUAUCGAAUUGGGUCUCAAGAGGGAGAAGAUUGGCGAUUUGAGCUGUGAGAUGAUUCCCCAUUGCCUGCAAAGCUUCGCACAAGCAUCUGGCACCACCCUCCACGUCGACUGCAUACGCGGCGACAACGACCACCACAGGGCCGAGAGCGCUUUCAAGGCACUUGCGGUUGCUAUCAGGCAUGCGACAACCGUGGUAAAGCAGUGGGAGGGCGAGGUCCGCAGUACCAAGGGCGUACUCUACUAA